UUCACGGCAAUUCAAGUCAAUAACUACUUCAGAGAGAACGCGUUCUUCUGUAAAAACCCAAAAAGUUACGAAAACCCCAACAUGGUGAACCAAAUUCUUACACUCUGCUGCCUGGUUCUGGUGGCAACCGUAUCCGGAAACACAGUAUCCACCAACGAUACUGCCUGCCCCUCUUUCUGUGCCAGCAUCUACAAGCCAGUGUGUGCCACCGAUGGCCUGAACUUCAAGGAGUUUGCCAGCGACUGCAACCUUCUGUCCCACAACUGUCGCCGCGAAAGGACAAGCCAGCAGGCCUAUGCUGCCACCGAUGCCGCUUGGUGCAGCUCCGAGUUCGUCGAGAAUCUGCACGAGAAGUUGGGCAACUUCAAGCUGGAGGUCAAGGAGUGCUUCAAGCCCUGCUCGAUGAUCUACCAGCCGGUGUGCAUUACCAAUGGCAAGUAUCGUGCCGAGUUGGCCAACUCCUGCCUGCUGGACAACUUCAACUGCGCCCUGCAGGCGUCUGGCGCCCAAACUGAGCUCUUCCGUCUUUUGCGAGAGCAGAAAUGCUAGACGAGAUCGGUCGUAAAAGCAGAACAAUACACAGACACAUCCUUUGUUCGAAAUAGUCAUCCUUUUGUUUUGAACGAAAUAUAAUCCCACGAAUUUAUGAGACACGA
This is a messenger RNA of Drosophila ficusphila, 656 nucleotides long. It is a transcript of the gene Kaz-m1, whose product is annotated as enhancer of split M1 protein. The coding region runs from base 82 to 549 and encodes 155 amino acids. Lineage: Eukaryota; Metazoa; Arthropoda; Insecta; Diptera; Drosophilidae. Gene Ontology annotation, molecular function: protein binding. The transcript is spliced from 2 exons. The record is from RefSeq and is a predicted model, not a curated record.